Diachasmimorpha longicaudata is the source of this 3195-nucleotide messenger RNA. RefSeq names its product choline transporter-like protein 1. Bases 869 to 2659 code for a protein of 596 amino acids. Lineage: Eukaryota; Metazoa; Arthropoda; Insecta; Hymenoptera; Braconidae. The record is from RefSeq and is a predicted model, not a curated record. Gene Ontology annotation, biological process: transmembrane transport. Gene Ontology annotation, molecular function: transmembrane transporter activity. The transcript has 15 exons.
AAUCUCUGUCCAUAAUCCAAUACAGUCAAAAUUACGGAAUUUCAAAUUUUUGCUGAAAGUUUCGUAAUUUGCUGUUCCGUAAUUUUUACCGAAUAUUAUUUGAACUGUUAGAUUACGCAACAGGCACGGCAUUUUUUAAAAAAGUUACCUCUUCGUGUAUUGAAUUAGCUGUACCGACGAGAAAAAUGUAGAUUCGUCAAAUAUUUUUAUUGACGAAUGUAAUGUUUCCAUUUGGACGGAAACAAUGCGUCACCACAACGGGUCAUUUCACACUUUAGGACGUAAUUUUUGAGUGGCCCAUCAAGUUAACGAUCGAGCUAGUCAUCCGAUAAAAAGGCCUAUAGUAUUGACAAAGUUCACCACAAGAUAAACCCCGAGAAGUUGAGUAUUACACUGUACAUGUAUGGGAGUGUCGCGGGCACCGUUCGUCAGCGAUUUUCUAGGCCUCGCGGGCCAGUCACCGUAACAGUUCUCCAGUGUAUCUCGGUGAGUGUAGUAAACGAACGAGUACCAGGGCCACGGUAUCCCCGGCUGCAAACAGUAUACAAACCCGUCCACUUUGACUCAAUCCAAUCGGUACGGUGUGCCAGUCGUGCGUUAUUCCGAGUGCUGUGUGGAUCGUGCAUCGCGCGAUUCUAAAAUUAAAAAGAUUAACACCUACCAAUUUCCCCUUUAUCACUUCACCCGUAUGAAUCAUUGAAUAACACUUGGAUUAGUGAGGAGGUGCCCAGUGACUCGAGGAUUAAAAUUCAGUGGAAGAGGAGUGGGAAGGUACGAGACUAGAUGUGCCGCUGAGAGGAGUGGAGCUAUCAAGAUACCUGAUUGUCUUGAGGUAUCUGGAAUCAGAAGAUCACUACUGAUAUCGAGAAUGGCGUGCUGCGGAUGUGGGGAUGAUGGGUCGAAGAUCGAGCCUGGGACGCCUGAUCAGGAGGAGCCGUCAUUGGGUGAGGGUGAGAAAGUUUUUACCCAGAAUAGAUCCUGCACUGAUUUAGCAGCCCUCAUUAUCCUCAUAGGGCUCAUUGCUGGUUUUGGCUUCUUCAUGAUCACUGCCAUCAAACGAGGUGACGUUCAUCGCUUGAUAAAUGGCUAUGACGAUUGUGCCAACGUCUGCGGACGUAUUACACUAGCCGAAAAAAAUCCGGAAUUCAGUUGCAAAGGCGCUGACAUGAGAAAUCUCAAGUAUCUUCAUGUUACGGUGGGCACCAAUGGUGUCAAAAGCCGUACGUGUGUCUCAAAUUGUAGCAGCUUUGAAGACCAAAUUCAGUUCUUGAAUCGUUGCAUUCCUAAAAAAGUAACCAGCAGUGCUAACUCGGUGCUGCGAGCCCUUGGAUUGGAGAGCUUUUUCAACGAAGUAUCGAGUGACCUGAACAUCGCCUGGCGUGAAUUAAUCUCCCUUCUUCUAAUUGCUCUCGCAAUAUCACUCGGCAUUCUGAUAGCUUUCCGAUACAUCGUAUCGUACGUCAUUUACAUCGUUCUCAGUGGUUCAGUUGUCGUUUCCAUUGGUGGAACAAUUUAUCUCUGGUUAGCUUGGUACCAAGAGGGAAGAGCUGUUAAGAUGGGCAAAAUACACGCGGACGAUUCAAGUGUAACACCCUAUCUCAUUUAUGCUAUUCUCAUGACAAUUGUCGCUGUCGUCACUGUACUAGUGGUUCUCGUUAUGAGAAAAAGAAUAGCUCUUGUGGUGCAACUCUUUCGAGAAGCGGGCAAAGCCGUUUAUUCGAUGCCAGCGCUACUUCUUCAACCCAUUUACACGUAUCUUCUCAUUGGGUUAUCCUUCGUUGCGUGGGUCUACUGUGUUUUGUGGAUCGAGAGCGCUGGGGAGCUUUACAAAAAUCGGAAGAAUCACCUCCAUUACAAAAAGGACGCUGUUCUCCUGACUGCCAGGUGGUACAAUCUCUUUAUGUAUUUCGUAAUGGCUGAAUUUUAUCUCGGCUGUCAGCACAUGGUAGUGGCUGGUGCUGUUGCCCGUUGGUUUUUCACGAGGGAUAAAAAACGCCUGUCACUGCCAGUGACACGCAGUACAUGCUGUUUGCUGCGAUUUCAUCUGGGUACAGUGGCAUUUGGUGCAAUGAUCAUCGGUGUUGUGAGAUUACUUCGUGCUAUGAUAGCAUUCGUUCAAAAUAGACUGAAGGGAUAUGAUAAUGGCUUUGUCAAUGGGAUACUCUGGUGCUGUCAGUGCUGUAUGUGGUGCUUCGAGUGUUGUCUCAAAUUUCUCACGAGAAACGCUUAUAUCGAAACUGCAAUUUACGGAUGCAGCUUUUGCACUGGGGGAAAAAAAGCAUUUCGUGCACUCUCUGAUAAUAUUUUGAGGGUAGCAGCAAUCAAUAGCGUUGGAGAUUUUGUGCUAUUUUUGGGAAAGGUACUCGUCGUUGCACUCACUGUUCUCUGUGGUGUUUAUCUCAUACAGAAGAAGGAUGGACUGCACCAUCCCUGGGUCCCCAUUGCCAUCGCCGGAGUGUUCGCUUUCCUCGUCGCCCACUGCUUCAUUUCCAUCUACGAGAUGAUCAUCGACACGAUUUUCCUCUGCUUCUGCGAGGACUGCGCUCGCAACGAUGGAAUCAGUCGGCCCUACUUCAUGAGCCGCGGCCUGAUGGAAUUCGUGGAGAAUAGCAAGAAGGCACUCAAACAUCUAGAUAGUCAACCUUCUAGUCCGACGUAAACAAUUCAAGAAUUGAGACAAAAAUCACUCAAAAAUUUACUCAAAGAUUGGACGAUUCAGGAGUAUUCUCGGUAAGUGCAUUCGUCACAAGAUAAUUACAAAUACAUACUCACCGUCCAGGAACUUUGCGAUGACGUUUUCAACGGCCGACGGGCUUGUGAGACAGCCCGUACUCCUCUCAACGUUUUCAUUACAUACUUCAUGAUUUCUUCAUGAUGCAGUGCUUCAAAUAAAUAAUUACCUGAGGUAAUUAUUGAACUUUAUUCUUGGAAAAUGAGUGUAAGAAUUAUGCGCGACGAUUUUUCUUAAUUUAGAUUUAUUUAUAACUAUAUGAAUUGAUAGAAAUGUAGUCUUUUUUUACUUCCAAUGAAUUUAAUGUGGUAUUCCUUUGGGCAAGUAUCCCAUAUUUGCAGAAAUUAAGUUUAAAAUUGCUUGGAAUAUUUUUAUACCGAUCAAUACAUUUCAUAAUCAGUAUUAUGUAAAUUAUGUAAAAGAGGUCAUUGAUAUGGAAUUAAAAAUACAGAAGUUACAACGAA